Molecule: messenger RNA, 822 nt
Organism: Nerophis lumbriciformis (worm pipefish)
Lineage: Eukaryota; Metazoa; Chordata; Actinopteri; Syngnathiformes; Syngnathidae
Cellular component (GO): nucleosome
Molecular function (GO): structural constituent of chromatin; DNA binding; protein heterodimerization activity
Source: RefSeq, a predicted model, not a curated record
CAAAAUAUAAUAUCUUUAUCAUUAAUCAUGUCUGGACGUGGCAAAACCGGCGGCAAGGCCAGAGCCAAGGCCAAGACCAGGUCUUCCCGUGCCGGCCUGCAGUUCCCAGUGGGUCGCGUCCACCGUCUGCUCCGCAAAGGCAACUACGGCGAGCGUAUCGGCGCCGGUGCUCCUGUCUACCUGGCAGCAGUGCUGGAGUAUCUGACCGCUGAGAUCUUGGAGUUGGCGGGAAACGCAGCCCGUGACAACAAGAAGACCAGAAUCAUCCCCCGUCAUCUUCAGCUGGCUGUCCGCAACGACGAGGAGCUCAACAAACUCCUCGGAGGUGUGACCAUUGCCCAGGGCGGUGUGUUGCCUAACAUCCAGGCUGUUCUGCUGCCCAAGAAGACCGAGAAGGCCGCCAAGAAUCAAUUGAUAAUCAUGUCUGGACGUGGCAAAACCGGCGGCAAGGCAAGAGCCAAGGCCAAGACCAGGUCUUCCCGUGCCGGGCUCCAGUUCCCAGUGGGUCGCGUCCACCGUCUGCUCCGCAAAGGCAACUAUGGCGAGCGUAUCGGCGCCGGUGCUCCUGUCUACCUGGCAGCAGUGCUGGAGUAUCUGACCGCUGAGAUCUUGGAGUUGGCGGGAAACGCAGCCCGUGACAACAAGAAGACCAGAAUCAUCCCCCGUCAUCUUCAGCUGGCUGUCCGCAACGACGAGGAGCUCAACAAACUCCUGGGAGGUGUGACCAUUGCCCAGGGCGGUGUGUUGCCUAACAUCCAGGCUGUUCUGCUGCCUAAGAAGACCGAGAAGGCCUCCAAGAAGUAGACUAUUUCACCUCCUAAU